Molecule: messenger RNA, 1296 nt
Organism: Nicotiana attenuata
Lineage: Eukaryota; Viridiplantae; Streptophyta; Magnoliopsida; Solanales; Solanaceae
Exons: 3
Coding region: 293-775 (160 amino acids)
Source: RefSeq, a predicted model, not a curated record
AAUAAGUAAGCUUUUGUACUGAAAAUAUAAGCCUAUCUUUAGUGUCAUCCAACUCUUAUCUCCUUUUAAAGUUGCAAAUAUAGCAUAAUAUUCGGGUAUUAAUUUUUAUUCCAUUAUUCAACCUCAUCUCAUUUAAGAUUAUAUAGUAUAUUUAUUUUCUUGGUACAAGAUUAUAUAAAUAUUUAUGCUUAGCAUAUAUUGCUCGUAAUCACAUCAUAUAGAGAGGGAGAGAGCAAGUGGUAACCUUCAAUCAUUCUUUCUUCCUUUCGAAGAUCUUUGAACUCAUGAAAAUAUGGCCAAAUUGGUUAAAAUCUUGGCUGGUUUGCUGAUAGUGGCUUUCGAUAUAGUGGCUGGGAUUCUUGGAUAUAAAGCAGAAGCAUCUGAAAACCAGGAAAAGCAGCAGACGCUGUGGUUGUUCGAGUCAUGUAACAAGCCAAGCCAUGAGGCAUUUGUUUUUGGGUUAGCUGCAGCAACUCUGCUUGGAAUAGCUCAUGUUCUUGCCAACCUUCUCGGAGGCUGCAGUGUUUGUACUACUGAUGAUAUUCGGAAAGCCACCCCUAUCAAGCAAUUAUCAAUUGCUUGUCUCGUUUUUACAUGGAUCAUAUUUGCAGUAGGAUUGGGAAUGCUAGUGAUUGGGACAAAGGCGAACCACAAGUCAAGAACUUCGUGUGGUUUCAUACAUCAUAAUUACCUAUCCAUUGGUGGAAUUUUGUGUUUUGUUCAUGCCCUCUUUUCUGUUGCAUAUUAUGUCGCAGCUAGUCAAAAUCUGGCAUAACUUAUGAAGAUAAGAUACUUUGAGCAGAUGAAAGUUUUUGAGAUGUUCUAGACCAAUGGUAUAUGCAUAUUUAUGUUGAACAACUAACUGUAACCUGUGUUUUGCACUACACAAGGUUGACUAGUUUUGACUAAAAUAAAUUGAGAUAAAGGGUAAGUGUGGAACAGACAAAGCAAGGAGGCGGCGAUGAAGAGAAGUCUAUAGCCAACACACAAAGCAGAGAGCAGAAGUCCAAAUGGGAACAACAUGUUUAAGAGCUCAUUUCACUUGAAAUAAUUUACCUAUAAACCAGAACAACUUAAGAACGAUAACUGUCUGAUUUUUAUGAUGCUCUGCAUCAUACUGGACAAUAUAGGUUCUAGAAAUUAUGAUAUUGGCUCUAAUUGCACAUGUUUUUUUAGAAAUGGUGUUAGAAAUUUGAUUGCACAUCCAACUCUUGACCUUGUUGUACAGUUUGUAUCAUGGAAUUGGCAAUAGUAAGGUGUUUCAUUCUCAAAAUAAUGCGAGAAUUUGCAUUAAAA